GAAGGUGACUCCUUUGGAGAACUGUCCGAUAUUAAAGACGUACGCUACGUAGAGUAUCUAGCCGCGCCGGAGGGGCUCGACACCCUCGGCAUCUUGCAAGACAGCAUUACAGGUCAAAAAAGAUACUCUACUACUCACUGGCGCCGUGACCGCCCCGGCUAAGCGAUCGCGUUUAGUAUCUCCGAUCAAGCCUGGCAAUGAACCCAUGCCACCAAAUCGAGUGCAUCGCCGCGUCGUCCUUCGUGAUUUUGGGAGACCCAUUUACGAGCCAAGGUCCUCGGCCGCCUUACCUACUACGAUCGAAGCGUGUAUUAAGGGCCGUGAAUCGCUAUAUAAGAUCAGCUUCCGAGAGAGAAAGCAUCACCCGGGAGAUCUAUCUCAACGGCAAUGCAUCGCGCAGUCCCGCCGCUGUGCUCGCAGCGCCCUUCCAACCGCGGGUCCGUCUCUAUCUAGCACAUUCACUUACCCCAUCUCGGGAUCACCUAUAUUACCUAAGGCCACACGCCAAGUUAUGCCUGGCAAUGCGGACCUUUCUGGGGUAACACAACUUGCAACCACUCGGACGUCUGAUGCUUCGGGUACUGUAUAGAAGCAAGGAGCAUGUAAUAUUAGUGUCACUUCGAGGUAGUACGGCGAGAGAAUGGCCAUAUUCACGCAUU
Durotheca rogersii is the source of this 659-nucleotide messenger RNA. RefSeq lists its product as uncharacterized. The coding region runs from base 206 to 589 and encodes 127 amino acids. The record is from RefSeq and is a predicted model, not a curated record. The transcript is spliced from 2 exons. Lineage: Eukaryota; Fungi; Ascomycota; Sordariomycetes; Xylariales; Xylariaceae.